This is a messenger RNA of Pangasianodon hypophthalmus (striped catfish), 1763 nucleotides long. RefSeq names its product NAD kinase a (gene nadka). The transcript is spliced from 12 exons. The coding region runs from base 257 to 1555 and encodes 432 amino acids. Gene Ontology annotation, biological process: NADP+ biosynthetic process; NAD+ metabolic process. Gene Ontology annotation, molecular function: NAD+ kinase activity. Lineage: Eukaryota; Metazoa; Chordata; Actinopteri; Siluriformes; Pangasiidae. The record is from RefSeq and is a predicted model, not a curated record.
ACUGGCUAGUCGAGUAGGUUUCUUGAGCAGCAGAUGACAGCUCGGAAGCUGCCGCUACACCGGCCCGCGUGCUAUUGGGAUAGCAACAGAAACAGGCGGAAUGUCAUCGUGAGAGAAUAGCACCGCGUAUGGAGAAAGACAGCUAAUCACUUAUUCAUGGCGGUGCUGUGAGCCGUACAGCGCAGCGGCCAGCGAGUUCCUUGAAUUCCCGCUUCCCUGCAGGUAGCUGCGUGUAACCGCGCAGGAUCAGGCCAAUAUGGAGAAUUCUGGGGAGGCGAGCAGGAUGCUGAAGCCGGAGACAGCCUGCUCGUCCUGUGGCGGAAAGGAGCCACAUAUUUCUGGAAAAGCUUUCCGUAGUAAACCAAAAUCCAGGAGCAUGUCCACCUCAGCUGUGCCCAGCUGUGCGGAGUUCAGGCGGACCCAGUCACUGCAUGGACCAAGUCCAGUGACCACAUUUGGGCCCAAAGCUUGUAUGAUGAAGAACCCAAAAGCAGUGAUGCAUAUUCAGGACCCAGCAAGUCAGAGGUUGACCUGGAACAAGCCACCCAAAAGUGUCCUUGUAAUUAAAAAGAUUCAGGAUGUCAGUCUUCUGCAGCCUUUUAAAGAGCUUUGCAUCUUCCUCACAGAGCAGAAAAAAAUGAUCGUUUACGUGGAGAGGAAAGUCCUGGAGGACCCCGCCAUUGCUAACGACGAGAGCUUUCUGGCUGUAAAAAAGAGUUUUUGCACUUUUAGAGAAGAUUAUGAUGACAUCUCCAAUCGGGUAGACUUCAUCAUUUGUUUGGGAGGAGAUGGAACUUUGCUGUACGCUUCCUCCCUCUUCCAGGAGAGCGUUCCUCCAGUUAUGCCCUUCCAUUUGGGCUCUCUGGGCUUUCUGACACCUUUUAACUUCGACACCUACCAAUCUCAGGUUACACAGGUUAUUGAAGGCAACGCGGCCAUAAUCCUGCGGAGCCGGCUGAAGGUAAAGGUGCUGAAAGAAAACUGGGAGAAAACCAGAUCAAAGGAGAAAAAUGCGAUCAUCGCAAAUGGGGAAGCUGAGUCUAGCCGCAAAACUAUGCAAUAUCAAGUGCUGAAUGAGGUCGUUGUGGACCGAGGUCCCUCCUCCUACCUCUCUAACGUUGAUCUUUUCCUGGACGGUCACCUGAUCACCACCGUACAAGGCGAUGGAGUGAUCGUGUCAACUCCGACAGGCAGUACUGCGUACGCCGUGGCAGCAGGAGCCUCCAUGAUCCACCCCAACGUCCCAGCCAUCAUGAUCACCCCCAUCUGUCCUCACUCGCUCUCUUUCAGACCCAUAGUUGUCCCUGCUGGCGUCGAGCUCAAGAUUAUGCUAUCACGUGAGGCCAGAAACAAUGCAUGGGUUUCCUUUGAUGGGAGGAAACGGCAGGAGAUUGGACAUGGAGACAGCAUCACCAUCACCACUUCGUGCUUCCCUGUCCCAUCCAUCUGUUUCCGGGACCCAGUGAACGACUGGUUUGAAAGUCUGGCUCAGUGCUUGCACUGGAACGUGCGCAAGAAGCAGAGCCACCUGAGCUCAGAGGAAGAGGAGUUUUGAGUAUUUGCUCGGAAGCACUUUGUUUCAUUGUUCUUGUUCUUCUUUUUAUGCCUCUCUGGGACACGCCGUCCCACUUUUGACCACAGACUUUUGUGAAGCCGUUGCUUCUUGGUCAAUUUUGUGUGUUAGUAACAAUUUUUAAAAAGAAAAAAAAAAGGAAGAAGAAUAAUUCCAAUUUGUAGAUAGUGUAUGACAACUGUCAUAAGCU